Acanthaster planci (crown-of-thorns starfish) is the source of this 8589-nucleotide messenger RNA. RefSeq names its product transient receptor potential cation channel subfamily M member 3-like. Lineage: Eukaryota; Metazoa; Echinodermata; Asteroidea; Valvatida; Acanthasteridae. Gene Ontology annotation, biological process: metal ion transport; monoatomic cation transmembrane transport. Gene Ontology annotation, molecular function: monoatomic cation channel activity. The record is from RefSeq and is a predicted model, not a curated record. Gene Ontology annotation, cellular component: plasma membrane.
AACGGGAUGAAGCAACUGGAAAACAAAUACAGUCACAAUGACAACAUUGUACCGAUUUCAAGGAGCAAAGUUCAAACUGGUGUUUGUUGCAGCAAAAAAAAGUGUUGCAUGAGCGCUCCGUUCGCCGAGCAAGUUGGUACACUGAGUACGUUCCGUGAGCAUGAACACUUAUACAAAACCACGCUGUGUUCUGAUCCUUAAUGCUUAAUGCUGUAGCACCGUGCUAAUCACCUCGACCAUGAACAAGAGACGGAGGGUUAGUGCCCGGCCCAAAAAAGCGACAUUCUCUGAAUUGAUGUACAGCCGCGUGUCGCAUAGGAUUCCACGGCCACGGACUAUCCGACUGAACCCCGCUGGAUAUGACAUGGCCGAUGGAAACAUGGAAAUGCUGGAUCUGACGUCAGAGCAGGUUCGCUCUGGUCAUGAGAUGAUCCGAGAGACUUUCAAGAAAGUGGAAUGCAUCCGAUUUGUACCAAGUACGAAAUCCCAGGGCGUGUGCCUGUGUGGUCGUGUUUUUGAGCACCACAUCCCUGAGUGUGUGGAAGGCGAGCCGGGCGAGAUUUGGGACCCAGAUGAUGGGCGAUAUACGAGACGGUCCCCCACCGAUGCUUUCGGGGAGGUAGAGUUCCAAGGGGUUUGGACCUCCACACGGGCAAAGUAUGUCCGCGUUGCUCACGACACACAGGCCUCUGACAUCUUGGACCUCCUCACUAAUAUUUGGAACUUGCCCCUUCCUAAACUCCUGAUUGAAGUGACUGGGGGAGCGAAGGAUUUUGUCCUGCAACCUAAGCUAAGGCGGGUGUUCCGAAAGGGUAUUGUGAAGGUAGCUGAGUCCACGGAUGCUUGGAUCUUGACUGGAGGAACCAAUACUGGUGUGAUGAAACAUGUUGGUAAGGCCUUGCGGGAACACACCCUCAGAUCACGACACAAGAUAAAUGCCAUUGGUGUUGUAUCCUGGGGGAUAGUUGACGGCAACACAGAGCUUGAAGACAAGAGAAACAGACAGCAUGCACGUGUCAAGCAUUAUCGCAUGACAAGUUCAUUGGAGAGCUCGGGGGCAUCACUGGAUCCAAACCACACACACUUCAUUCUUGUAGAUAAUGGCACAGUGGGAAAAUAUGGGGUGGAGAUCACUCUGCGAUCCAGCCUGGAAAAACUGGUGUCUAACCACAAAAUGGACCCUGCUAGUGACUGCGGCAUACCAGCAGUCUGCCUUGUCCUUGAGGGUGGCCUAAACACCAUCCGUGUGGUCCUUGAGAACAUCACCAAGGAUCCAAUCAUUCCUGUUGUCAUUGCAGAGGGGAGUGGUCGAGGGGCUGAUCUGAUUGCAUACGCGUACGCCAAGUCUGAUGCUGAGGGAGCACUUAUGCCGGACCACAAGGAGAAACUAAAGGCAAAGAUUGCCCAAACAUUUCCUAGCAACCAAGACAAACAUGAGAGCCUGUUUGAAGACCUUGAACAGGUUAUGAAAAGGAAGAAUCUGAUAACAAUCUACAGUGUGGAUGCAGGGGAUGAUGUCGACAUAGAUUACGCAAUUCUCAAUGCCCUUAUGAAAGCCAGCAAUUUGUCUCCCUCUGAUCAGUUGAAACUCUCCCUGAUCUGGAACCGAGUUGAUCUUGCAAAGGAGAAGAUUUUCAACCAAAACAUUUCAUGGAACGAUUUGUGUCUAGAUGAGGCGAUGGAGGUUGCACUUGUUCGGAAUCGAGUAGAUUUUGUUAGACUUCUGCUGGAAGCUGGAUGCUACAUGAAGUCUUUUGUGACAACAAAACGACUAGAACAGCUCUACAGUUCCAUUGAUAGCAUGGAUGAGUCAGAACCAUUCCCAACUUUAUCUGUACUCUACCAACAAGCAAAUCUCAUGCCACCAAAGAUUCGAUAUGGCAAGCGUCACUUCAGGCUACAACUCAUUGGCCGUUUGAUCCAGUACUUACUCGGUAAAGGAUUUGCCUGCAAUUACACAGCCAGCUCUGAGAACAAUCUGCGGUGCAAGACAUGUGGAACCUUCAUGAAGUGCUUUCAAAGAACUGAGGGGGAGGAAUCAGACAGCUGCAGUUCCAGUGCAGACUUUGACUGCUUCCCAUUCAAUGAUCUGUUCCUGUGGGCCCUGUUGACCAAGAAGUAUCAGAUUGCUCGGCUGAUGUGGCAGCGAGGCCGUGAGACACUGGCCAAGGCAUUGAUCGGGGCUCGGCUCUGUUACCGAAUGUCUGAGGUUGCAAAGUGGAAGUACAACACAGAUGCUGCUGACAGGCUGGCGGAGGAGAAGAGGUGGUAUGAAAACUUAGCUGUGGAGCUUCUGAGCCAGUGCUUUGAGGAAGAUGCCAGCUUCACACGUUUGCUUCUGUGUGCUCAACUUGACAAUUGGAGUGAGCAGACUUGCUUGUCCCUUGCUGCUGCCUUCAAUCACUCCAGAUUCAUCGCUCAUCCUAGUAUACAGUUCCUCCUGAAUGACCAGUGGUAUGGUGUAUUCAGCAAGAUAUCCAGUGUGAAGGAGUUUACAGAAUGGCUGUUUCCUGCUAAAGCUUCCAAUUCCACUGAUGAACAGCUGUCAAUCCAGCAUUCUAACAAGAACAGCAUUCGAUGCACUAGUGCUGUAACAUCAGGAUAUGAGAUGCAGAAAACUGCUAAUGGGGAGAGGAAACAUAGCAUACACAGUGUUGGCUCACUGGGUCUUGGUAUCCGAGGGCCAACAUUCAAGCGACGGCUACCGUACUGUACUUAUGGGUCAACAACCGAUGACCAAAAUGAAGCUCCAUUCCUGGAAAAAAUAAGGCUACUCAUGGUGGCACCUAUAGGCAAGUUCUGGAUCAAUACGCUGUUCUAUUUCAUAUUCCUGAUGAUGUUCAGCUUCGUCGUUCUAGUUGACCUGCAGGGUGACAUUAUGGUUGUGGAAUGGGUUGUGACUUGCACGGUAUUCACCUUGGCAAUGGAGGAACUACGACAGGUUCUUAUGAUGGGCGAGCAUGGUCGCCUCACUCUGUGGCAAAAGAUUAAGAUGUGGGCCUCCGAUAAGUGGAAUGUUUGGGACUUGGUGGGCAUUUUGCUCUACAUCCCUGGCUUCAUCCUGCGGUUGUGCUCAGUGUCUAACAUGGAUUGUGCUGGCCAGCCCUUUGCCCGUAUGUUCUUUUGCCUAGACGUCAUGGUGUGGUAUGUCCGACUCCUGGAUGUGUGCAGUGUCAACAAUGUCAUGGGGCCAUAUGUCAAUAUGAUUGGUAACAUGAUACGUGACCUGUUAUACUUCAUGUUGAUUCUGCUAGUCUUCCUAGUGAGCUAUGGUGUAGCCAGACAGGCUAUCCUGUAUCCCCGCUCAGAAUGGGAAUGGAAGAUCCUGGCCGACAUCUUCCUCAUCCCAUACUGGCAGGUGUAUGGAGAGCUAUUCCCUGAUGCGGAGAAUAACCAGGAUACAUACAAUGUAACGGCAGAACCACAGGCUGAAAUUAAUGAAUGGGACAGAGUGAUCGUCAUUGGCAUCAUGAGCGUGUACCUCAUGAUAUCAAAUGUGCUGCUCUUGAAUUUGCUCAUCGCCAUUUUCAACAACACAUUCACAAGAGUUCAUGACAAUGCCAGUGAGAUUUGGAAGUUCCAACGCUACCGUUUAAUCAUGGAGUACAGUGAGAAGCCUUUUCUACCUGCCCCAUUCACCAUCAUCAUCCAUGUGAUCAUGGUCAUCAAGAGAUUGAUGUACUCAUGUUGUGGCCAUACCUUUAACUUGCCAGAUAUGAAGGAGAUUUUAGACGAACCUUCAAUGCAGCUGCUUUACAACUUUGAAGAAGAGUGCACAGAGAACUAUUUGAGACAAAAAGCUCUGGAGGAACAGUCAUCAGUCAAUGGAACAAUACAAAGGAUAUCAGAAAAGGUGGACACAUACUCAACUUUUCAAGAGGAACAGCAGCAGCGUGAUUUCAAGUACAGUGAAUCAAUCAGGCGACUGACUGAGCGAGUUGACAACAUGGAGAGAUCUAUAGAAAGCGUGAUGCAACUCAUGAGCAAUGAGAAGGAACCAGAUGACAAGAAGGGACUUGGUGGUAAAGUCACAUCUAUGUCUCCCAUUGCAGUCUGAAAAUAAUGAUUGGAAGCUCUCCUGGGUUGGAAGUCUACCCUCUGAGAUAAACAGUGCCUUCUGUUGAUGCAAAGCAACUGUUUGCUCUCACUGAAACCUCUUUCACCUUUCAUUACCAUCCUUGGACCAUUUGUGCUGCCUCCAUACAGAGUAUCAACUGCAAUUAUCUAAAAUCCUGAAAUACCUUGUGUAACAUUAUUGCUGUCUUGCCUGCCAGGUUUUUUACUGCUAGUGGAAGGCAGCACAGAUGUUAACAAAUGUGAUUGUGAUGUCAUCUGUAGUUACCUCAAGGAGCUAGAGUGAUGAAUGUCAUCAUCGGAUAAUCUGGACCAUUAUCCAAAUCUCGGUUUCAUUUCCCAUUUUGGCUUCAUUUCUGACUGCAGAGUAAUUUGGAAUCAUUUAUUAAUUGAAUCAAAUGAAAAUCUUCCAACUGUUGCCUGUAAAUGUAAUAAGGCAAUUUGAAGUUGACUGAACACAAAGUGGGGCAGCACUGAUCCCAGUAUACUGUAUAUCUCAGGCUGCUGAGGGGACUUUAAAUUCAUGUAAGUGGGGUCUGAUGCCAGGCUGUAGAAGCAGGUUGUAGUAAGAGAAUGGUCAUGACUUUAUCACAUGCACUAACCUGUAAAGAAUCAGGGGAGAAUUAGGCCCAGUGCUCCCCUCUCUGAUCCUCAUAAGUUUACACGUAUUUGUCAGGCUGUUUGUAGACACACAUAUUCACCCCUUCCACUUAGUUCGUGUGCAUGCACUAAAAUUCAGAAAAGUCAUGGUCACUUUCUAUUGCAUUUUAAAAUGGCAAUACCAGCUGGCAAACGACUAUACCAAAACCCAUCUGCGGAGAUCUUUAGCAUUGUGUAAAAGUUUGCUGAAUUUACACCAGAGAAAUAUAAUCAGGCUUCAGAUUUCAUUUUGUGAUGUGCUUCUUGUUAAUCAUACGUGACAUUUGCAAAAAUGGGGGGAAAUGUAUUUGUGUACGUUACAUUUCACAAUGUAAAAAGGGUUAUUUUAAACUCGAAAAUUUGAAUUGGUCUCCAGUUGUUUCACACAAGCUGCAUAUCUUGAUAAUUGAAAGAGUGUUUCAAAAAGGUUACCAUGUUAAUAUAUUUAAGCUGUUGCAAAUUGCUCUUUGUUAGUUUGAUCAAUUUCAAUUUUGGCUCUCUAUCGACCGGUUGGCCAUGAUUUAUGUGUGCACAUUCAUGCACAUGUACUCCAUCAACGCAGCUAUACAUAUAUAUGCACUACUACAUACAAAUGAUUCUCAUGUAAGAUAUUCAAUUUGCAAUAACUUGACAAUACUACCAAUGUUUUUAUCGGGUCUUAAUACACAUGGCACUUUAUGUUGUAUACUGGAUAAUCUGGAAAAGUUGUUUUAAAAUGGGGAGACGAUGGACAUAUUUUCUCUUAAAUCUGAUCAUGUUUAUUUUUUGUAAAAAAUCACUUUUUCGGAAAUCGUUUCAAAUUUUGUGCAACUGGGUUCAUAUAAUACAGUGGUUUAACGUCUAAUCAAUUUCUACUUUUCAGGCUAUCUCUGUGAACUUUGUAUUUCAUAAAUGUUCCGGGAAAAUGCCAAAGUCAUCACAUUUCUGCUGACAUGUUUCAGCUAUUUUGCCAUCAGUUCUUUUAGGGGUGGCUGUCAUGCACCUGAGCAUGAAAACACAUAUGCAGUGUUUACGUGUAUCAAAGUGGUAACAUCCUAUCGGCCUUACACAUUAUGAUUAGACUUCCAAAGCAGUGAGAGCUGGUGUAUGUUUGUAAAAAAGCAAGAUUGGACGUGUCAGUUUCUGUGUGAGAAACUCUUCCAAGGGAAAUGUCCAACAUUGUUACACGGGGGAAUGCAUGAUUAUUUUCAUUACAGUAAAGAUAUUUCACAGACAGAGUGGUCUUUGUUACCUGGUAUUUGCAAAGCAAAUAAAUAGCUGUUAAAUCACCAAAAAAAGUUAUAUUCGAUGGUAAAUCAGUCAUAAAUUAUUUGUAAUGCAGUCAGUAAUUACUAAAUUAACCAAACAACAGUAAGUAAACAUGGUAGCGUAAUGGUAAAAGCAUUAUGCUUCUCAGAUGCAGGUUUGGGUUCAAAUCUGUGGACUGGUGGGUUUUUCUUCCCCGAAAAAUCAUGUUAUCCCCAAAUACUCUUUAAAGUCAAACUCCACAUGAAAUUGCAAGAUAUUUCCCUUCUGGAAGAUUUUUUUCUUAAUUCAGGAAAAAAUCUGCAAUUGCACUAGGUUUGAGUUCUAUAUUUAAAUAGGAAAUAACAAUGACAAUAUAAGCAUGGAAACAGAUUGUAGUGAUAAACUUUUAAGUCCACAAAAAUGCAAAAGCAGUAUCAGGGAUUGGUUCCAGUUCAAUAUCCAUUGCAGUUGAAAUUGUGCAUGUAUAUAAUUAACCAGUUUUCUACAAUCACAGGAAUUUGUUGAUAAGCAGUUGCAACUACAUUUAUCAGUAUACUGUGAAAAAUGGAAUCUUUCUGACACUGAAAAAAGGUAUGAAAUUCAGAAAUUAAGUAUGAUUUUAAAAAAUUUACCAGGAACUGUAACAUUUUCUCAAUUAGUUGUAGAGGAUGCAUUUUUAGCAUUAUUUUUUUGAUUAGAUUAAAUUACAGGCCUAAUUCAAAUAAACUCUACUCCUUCCUGAGAUUUUUUUGAAUUACUUUGGCCAGUCAAAUCAGUAUUACAAUGAAUGCAUAAACCCAUGGACAAUGAAUGAGCCAGUUCAGUAUUCCAACAGUGUAUGCCCCAGAUAGAGUCAUUCAAAUGUAAAUGACCUGAAAUAUUAAACUGGCUCAUUCUCUUUCAUGGGUUGCACAGAGUAUGAUUAUAUGGUAGAAACUGACUGAGGGAUGCUCUGUAUGUAUGGGGAAGGGAAAAUCAGCAGAUGUGAAAGCACAUUCAUCAAAGUAAGGGAACCAAAUACACACUAAUCCAAUGGUUUCCCUGAACUAUUCCCACUAUGCUAAAAUAAAUGCACAUCUUGACCAGUAAGUGGAGUAUUUUUGUGGCAUUUUCAUAUUCGUCAUUUGUGGUUCCCUGCUUUUCUUAGUCAUAAAGUAUCUGUUAUAAUAUUCAUGAAAGCAUUACAUUAAAUUAUGGAAGUUACUGGAUCAGACACCAUUCUUUUUCUCCCCAAAAGAGAAAUUUCCACAAAGGUAUACAUGUACAGUGUAUAUUUCUAAAUUUUACUCACUUUGAAAGGAGUUGAGGUAAAAGUUUUUGAGAAGUCCAGGAGUUCUAGUUAAGAACCACCAAUUGAAAAGGUCUCAUGUCCCCUGAGCAGCUAGCAAUGGGGUCAUCAAAUAGGUAUUGCCUAACUGCACUAUAUCACACUCAUUUACAAAAUACCAUGUUGCACUCACAUGAUGCUGAUUUCAAGUAAGAGCUUGUACUUUUGGCACUAUGUGACAGUACACAGUUUAAUAUGGGGACUGAAAGACACAUUAAGGAUGGCUGUUCAGCAUUCCAGCUCAACCAACAAUGAAAUCUACAACUUGUCCAGCUUUAUUAGAAAGACAAUGUUUAUUGCAAUAUUCAAUACUGAGGACAACACUUGCUUACAGCACAGAAUGGGAAACAGAUAGGUACAUACCAUACACAGAAGAAGAUUUUACCCAAAGGUCACUAGUGUUGAGAGAGAAAAUCCACAGACACAAUUUGGCAAUGGUAACAAGGAUGCAAACACCUAAAGUUAGAGUACAGCUAAUAUUUUCACAACUAGAACCAACUGCACCUUGAAAUACACUAGUUUGAAAUCCUGUACCAAAUAAUGUGGACCUGCAUUCUUUUUUCCUUUUGUUUGGUUUCUUUCCUUCUGCAAAAAAACCCUGUAACCAAUGACUGCUGGUAGAUUUCAAACAAAUUUGACCCUUACAGUCAUUCCAAAAUGGAGGCACAAAAAGUUCAAAUGAUAUAAGAAUGACUUAUCAAACCAACUGCGGAAUAAAAGACUGGUUUAUGGCUCACUGUCAUUGUUUUUACGCUUGUCAGAGCACCAUGCAAAUUAACUCACUUGCAUAGAGGCUGCAAUGAGGCAGUAGUUGCGACAAAAUCCUGCAAUAAUAGAAUGUUUUUACCAAAGGCACCUUUUCCAAUCAAAACCCAUUUACUUUUCUUAAUAUACUUCUCUGCAUGGCAAUUUUUUUAACACCAAUGAUUGUCUCUGUACAGUAUAAAAUACACUCAAAACAAAGACAAAAAUCAAAACAAUUCAAAACUUAAAAAAAAUUAAAAGAAGGUAAAAUCAAAAACAAAAAAAUAGAUCAAAGAUACUUGUAUAUUACAGGCUCUGUGAUUCCCAACAGCCUCAAAAGCUAACCUACAUAAUAUGCCCUUGGAAGGAAAAUACAAUAUAUAAUGUACACUGAACUCAAUAAAAUAUUUACAUACAUCAGAAUGAUACAUUGGAAUAAAUAAUUCUGUGUAUCACUCAGAAUCUAGAUUAUUUUACUCCACACCCUAGAUCUGCAAGUAAUAAAUGAUUACUUGCACAAAGAUGAUUCUGCCAUCUUGGGUAAUAUUUUAUCAAAAGACUAAAAUAUUUACUUAAAA